AUGGCAGAGCUUGCACUGCCGCGGGCUCUGUGCCUGAACCCGGCCGGGGUUCAACUCCAGGCAGGCGGCCUCAAAGGCCAGGCCUGGCCGGGUCGGUUCCGCGCGGCCCUCGGGCGCCUCCUGGUGGACUCUCGCCGAACAAACGCCGGGCGGCGGCGCUUCCGGACGGAGCGCCUGUCGGCUGAUCAGAUCAAGGAAUACAAGGGGGUCUUUGAGAUGUUUGACGAGGAGGGCAACGGGGAGGUGAAGACUGGCGAGCUGGAGCGGCUCAUGAGCCUGCUGGGUAUCAACCCCACCAAGAGCGAGCUGGCCUCCAUGGCCAAGGACGUGGACAGAGACAACAAAGGCUUCUUCAACUGUGAUGGCUUCUUGGCGCUGAUGGGGAUUUACCACGAGAAGGCCCAGAACCAGGAGAGUGAGCUGAGGGCAGCGUUCCAGGUCUUCGACAAGGAGAGCAAGGGCUACAUCGACUGGAACACACUCAAGUACGUGCUCAUGAACGCAGGGGAGCCCCUCAACGAGGUGGAGGCUGAGCAGAUGAUGAAGGAGGCGGACAAGGAUGGGGACGGAACCAUCGACUACGAGGAGUUCGUGGCCAUGAUGACCGGAGAGUCCUUCAAGCUGGUUCAGUAGGAGCAGCUGCUGUGGCUACGGGAGGCCUGCCCAGGAAGCCAGAGCCUGCCACUGCCUGCCCUGCCCCAACUGUGUCAAAUAAAU
Sciurus carolinensis (gray squirrel) is the source of this 717-nucleotide messenger RNA. It is a transcript of the gene Calml6, whose product is annotated as calmodulin like 6. Gene Ontology annotation, cellular component: myosin II complex. The transcript is spliced from 5 exons. Gene Ontology annotation, molecular function: calcium ion binding. The record is from RefSeq and is a predicted model, not a curated record. NCBI's taxonomy places the organism in Eukaryota, Metazoa, Chordata, Mammalia, Rodentia, Sciuridae. The coding region runs from base 1 to 633 and encodes 210 amino acids.